UGGUCGGAGGGGUAGGUUAGCCACCGGGCGGGUUUCCUCAGACUUUUAUCUUAUUUAAAUUAAAGACUUAAUUUGGGGAGGAAAUAGAAGAUCUGACCAUGAUUGCACCGACUGAGUCUUUGCUGAAGUACGACACCCCGCAGCUGGUGAGCAAAAACACCGAGAAAUCACCAAAGUAUCAGCCAAAGACUCGUCCUCUGAAGAGGACUCCCCACCAACCCAUCACCUCUGGUCCAGUUCCACCUCCACCCAAACCCCACAGCCCUUCAUCUGAUGCCAUUAAACAGCAAACAGAGGAGAUCCUUAAUGCCAUCCUUCCACCAAGGGAAUGGAUGGAGAAUAAUCAGCUGUGGGUACAGCCCGUGUCCAGCAUGCCAUGCACCCGGACAGAUGUCAUGCGUCUGCAAGAGGAUCUGGAUCUCAAACUGCAGCAGAGACAGGCCAGAGAUUCAGGCAUUUGCCCUGUUCGCAGAGAGCUCUACACACAGUGCUUUGAUGAGCUAAUCAGACAAGUCACCAUCAACUGUGCUGAGAGAGGAAUGCUGCUUUUACGAGUGAGAGAUGAGAUUCGCAUGACCAUCGCUGCCUAUCGGACCCUGUACGAGAGCAGUGUGGCCUUCGGAAUAAGGAAAGCUCUGCAGGCCGAGCAAGGGAAGUCAGACACUGAGAACAAGAUUGAAGACUUGGAGAAUGAGAAAAGGGAACUGGAAAGACAGGUGAAUGAGCAGAAGGCUAAAUGCGAGGUAAUUGAGAGACGUGAAAACGAACGGCGACAAGCUGAAGAGAAGAAGCACGCUGAGGAGAUCCAGUUUCUCAAGCGCAUCAACCAGCAACUGAAGGUCCAGUUGGAUGCAAUCAUUGUCCCACAGAAAUAAAGAUGUCAUGCAUCAGAUUAUUUCAAAAUAAAGUCUGACUUCCACUGAAUUCAUACAUCUUUCAAUAAAACACCACUGUUUUGUCAUGUCCAUUUUAUUG
This is a messenger RNA of Neoarius graeffei (lesser salmon catfish), 975 nucleotides long. RefSeq names its product axonemal dynein light intermediate polypeptide 1-like. Gene Ontology annotation, molecular function: dynein heavy chain binding. Bases 99 to 875 code for a protein of 258 amino acids. Lineage: Eukaryota; Metazoa; Chordata; Actinopteri; Siluriformes; Ariidae. The transcript has 6 exons. The record is from RefSeq and is a predicted model, not a curated record. Gene Ontology annotation, cellular component: filopodium; axoneme.